AUGGUAGCGUCAUUGGUUUUGGCUAACAUUUUCUCCAAAAUCGGCUUUUGUGCAAGUUUUCUAGCAAACUUCUUCAUCAUUUAUUUGACCGUGUUCUUUGUCGAAAAUGUCGUCGGAACGUAUAAAAAAAUGGUCAUAAUCUUUGCAUCGCUGGGAAUCAUUUUUUCGAUAAUUGAAGUAUUGGCCAGGCCGUUCGCUCAUAACUUCAAUAACUACCUCAUGUACUUUAGUUUUAAUUUUUGGAUGAAAUCUAGAGAAAUACCAGAGAUUCUUAUAAUGGUAUGGGCUGGCCUGUAUGCAACUAUACUUGCAUUUAUCACCAAUCAGUUUGUAUAUCGACAUUCUUGCCUGAUGGCUACAAACCUGAAAAAGUCAUUUGACGGAGUCGGUGGGGUAAUGCUGAUGAUGUAUCCUAUCCUUCCAGGAGCACUGUAUUCGGGGUCAUUUUAUAUAUUCUGUUUACCAGACAAUGCGGCAGAUUCCUAUGUCAGAGAGGAAAUACUAAUCAACUACGGACUAGUGAUAACAGAAGUUCCACGGUUCUUAGCUCUACCGUACAAUCCGGAUAAUACAGUGAGAUGGAGCAGCGUUUAUUAUUUUGUCGGUGCAGUUUCAAUUGUAUCAGUUCAUUACGCUGUCAUUUUUUACUAUGGCUUGAAAAUGCACUUCAACAUGAAACAGCAGCUCUUGAAGUUCUCAUCCAAAAACCGAAAGCUUCAACGUCAAUUUUUCAAGGCGUUAGUUUUUCAAAGCAUCGGCCCGACGGUAUUUUUGAUAGUACCAGCUGUCCCAGUCUUACUCUGUCCCGUAAUUGGAUCAGAUUUUCAUUUGAAGUUCAGUUGGCAGACGGGAUGGUUGUAUUCUCUAAUUGGACUUUACCCUCCAUUUGAUAGCAUUUCAUUCAUGAUGAUUGUGACGGAAUAUCGGAAGAUCAUUGCAGAAAGAUACUUGAGCUUUCAUUUAAAACGUGGAAUGGAGAACAAGCAAAUAAAUCAUUAUUACAUAUAUACAAAAAAAAAUGUUUCAUCGUUUGUUACAAUUAUAGUUUAA
Messenger RNA from Caenorhabditis elegans, 1050 nucleotides. It is a transcript of the gene str-76, whose product is annotated as Seven TM Receptor. The transcript has 3 exons. NCBI's taxonomy places the organism in Eukaryota, Metazoa, Nematoda, Chromadorea, Rhabditida, Rhabditidae. The record is from RefSeq and is marked reviewed. The coding region runs from base 1 to 1050 and encodes 349 amino acids.